This is a messenger RNA of Musa acuminata AAA Group (dessert banana), 426 nucleotides long. Its product is annotated as TPD1 protein homolog 1-like. The record is from RefSeq and is a predicted model, not a curated record. The coding region runs from base 1 to 426 and encodes 141 amino acids. Gene Ontology annotation, biological process: cell fate determination. Lineage: Eukaryota; Viridiplantae; Streptophyta; Magnoliopsida; Zingiberales; Musaceae. The transcript has 2 exons.
AUGGCCUACAGUGUUAAGUAUGCGAUGCGGCCGCACUCCUGCUUAUUGACUGAUAAGAAUGUGAUAGGUACAUCGUCGUCGUCGUCGACUGACCGGGUGGGCGAGGGGUGCAGCAAGGACGACAUCGUGGUGCACCAGGGGGCGACGCCGCCGCUGCCCAGCGGGAUCCCGACGUACACCGUGGUGGUGCUGAACCUGUGCCCCUCGCGUGGCGGCUGCGCCAUGGCCCACAUCCACCUCACCUGCGGCGCCUUCAGCUCCGCUCGUCUCGUCAACCCCCGCAUCUUCCGCCGCCUCCGCGUCAACGACUGCCUCCUCAACGAUGGCCGCCCCCUUCCCUCGGGCUCCUCCAUCUCGUUUCAGUACGCCAACUCCUUCUCCUACCCCCUCGCCGUCUCCAACGCCUCCUGCAUCCGCUCCUCCUAA